Messenger RNA from Auanema sp. JU1783, 1446 nucleotides. NCBI's taxonomy places the organism in Eukaryota, Metazoa, Nematoda, Chromadorea, Rhabditida, Rhabditidae. The record is from the annotation of a GenBank genome assembly.
AAAACGCUAACUAAGGCUGUUUGUGGUAAUGGAGUAGUGGAAGGUCAAGAGGAAUGUGAUUGCGGCCAAAAAGAUUGUCCAAACAAAUGUUGCGAUGGCUCGACUUGUAAACUGAAAGAAGGUGCUUUCUGCGCAGAAGGAGCUUGCUGUGAUCUUGAGACUUGCAAGCCGAAACCAAGAGCGACAGUGUGUAGAAUUUCAAAGAGUCCUUGUGAUUUGAAUGAAUACUGUAAUGGUGAAACGAAUGACUGUCCUGCUGACUUCUAUGUUCAAAAUGGACAUAUUUGUCCUGAACACGAUAACGAUUUUUGCUAUGAAGGAAAAUGUGGUAGCCGUUCUGAUCAAUGUGUUCAAAUUUGGGGUUCAGACUCCAAGAGUGGCAUACCGCAGUGCUUUGAUUUAAAUAGAAACGGUAACUUUGGUGGUAACUGUGGCUUUGACUUCCACUCUGGGAACUACACACCAUGUCCUGUAGAGGAUGUUCAAUGCGGUAGACUACACUGCACAACACAAAGCGAACGUCCCAUUAUUGGAACACCUCAAACAGUUCAGCCUUCAUACACCUACAUAAGAGUUGGUAGAGAGGACCAUAUGUGUCAUGUGAUAAAAACAACUUUUUCGUCCGGUAAACGAAAAGAACGUGAUUACGGUAUGGUUACUGAUGGGGCUAUGUGUGGAAAAGAUAAGAUGUGUGUGGAUAAGAAGUGUAAAAUGCGUGCUGAUGUCAACAAAACUGUUUCGUUAUGCUUGAAUGACUGUCAUUUUAGAGGUGUUUGUAACAAUGUUGGAAACUGUCAUUGCUACAACGGCUUUGGAGGUAUUUCUUGUGAAAUUCCUGGCUAUGGUGGUUCGGUUAACAGUAACACGGCUAAUCUUCAUAGAGGAGUGACCCCAUCUACUGUCUUUUUGUUCUGCAGUUUCACACUCAUUUUUGUUUUCUUGAUCACAGCGAUUGUAUGUGCUGUUCGAGAAAAAAGGAAUAUACUUUUUGAACUCUGGCGAUGGAUCAGAAAAACAUUGAAAAUGGAAGGAACUAAUGUACCUGUUCGACGUGCACCUCCACCCCCUAGGCAGUUAGAAAAGAAGGGAUCACCUCCAAUCAAAUAUGGUCAAGUGAUAUACUCCACCCGAUCUGAUGGUAACGCCUAUAGAACGGAGAGCAUUCCACCGAUAUCUCCUACAUCUACAAUUGUUUGCGGGACAAACACUAUUUUCACAAAUCCAGCGCCUGUGAUCAAAUUGGAACGGACCAAAUCGAAUAGACCAAAGGUGCCUCCUCCAUCCGUGCCAAUACGGCCAAAAGACGAACACCUCAACAAGCUUUAUGAGGAAGAAGCGGAGCAUUUGGGUUUAAUAGGGUCAAGUGAAAAUCAGCAGGAAAAGAUUGGAGAUGAGAAGAAGCUCCCUCCUCCUUUACCACCCAAGCCCCCUAAACCCCAAAAAUAA